UCCAACCCUAUUCAUUCAACCAACUCAUCUCUUCUUUCUCUCGAAAACAAUUCACUUCAGCACAAUGUCCGCAGAAAUCAAGCACGCAAACCACUCCGACUCAGUCGCAGCCGAACGCGUGGGAGCCGAGGUCGUGCACGGAGCCGAAGCCUGUUACAAACAAUCCAUAGAGCUCCUGGAGGAGCUAGGGUUUCCCAAAGGCGUGCUGCCUCUCAGAGACCUCGUCGAAUGCGGCAGAGUGAGCGAAACAGGAUUCGUGUGGAUGAAACAGAAGGCGCCGUACGAGCAUUUCUUCGCCGCGACCAACACUCGUGUCAGCUACUCAACCGAAGUGACUGCGUACGUGGAAAAGUCGAAGAUGAAGAGGAUGACUGGAGUGAAGAGCAAGCAGCUGCUUCUGUGGGUUCCCAUAGUCGAGAUGAGUCUUAUUGGCGAUGUCGAUGAUAAGAAUUCGAAGAUUUACUUUAAGACGCCGAUGGGGAUUGGAAAGUCUUUUGCGGCCACGGCCUUUAUGGAUGAAGAGGAAAAGCACAAGUAUCUGCUGGAUUCAGGCAAAAACUAGAUAUGAUGAAUUAACUUAUAAUGAAAUGCUGCUAUAUACUUUCUUAUAAGCUGAAGAUAAUUUUUACAAUAUACAUGUUCGAGUGUGGUUUUUAUAUGUUACUACUAGUUUCAACAAGGCUAAUAAACUACUCUUGCUCAA
This is a messenger RNA of Daucus carota subsp. sativus, 703 nucleotides long. RefSeq lists its product as uncharacterized. The transcript has a single exon. The record is from RefSeq and is a predicted model, not a curated record. Lineage: Eukaryota; Viridiplantae; Streptophyta; Magnoliopsida; Apiales; Apiaceae. The coding region runs from base 65 to 562 and encodes 165 amino acids.